UCGGAGCCAAAGUCGCCUCGCGCCCUGGAUCUCGCCUCUCUUCCUGAAACCCUAACCCUAGAAUCAGUUUUAUCUUGAUCUCUCAAAUUUUUGGCGGGACAAGUUCAGGAUCUUCCCUUAAAGCUGGAAUUGAACCCCAGAUACUGUUUUUUUCUUGAUCGAUCUUGUUCAAGCUAGGUUUUGCUAUUCUGUCUGGUUUGGGGUGGUCUAGCAAAAGAUGUCUCGGUGCUUUCCGUAUCCUCCUCCAGGGUACGUGAAGAACGGCAUCCGCGAUGAGGCACUGAUUGAAUCGAUUAAGCUUAAGAGGGAGGAAGAGAAGGCAAGGAAAGGUAGGAAAAAGGAGAAAAAAUGUGAGAAGAAAGCGAAGGAGAGGGCCAGGGAAGGUGGAGAGAUUGAAGGUAAGAAGCACCGUCAUAGAAAAAGGCAUAGAGAUGAGAGGAGUCAAGAUCCAAAAGGAGGUGACCAUCAAAAGAGGAGUGAAACUGAAGUGGAAAACAAUGAAAAGAGUAGCCUUACUGAAGAAGAUGGGCAGGCUGUUGGAUCCCAGAACUCUUCUGAUAGCACCCUUAACAGCAACAAAAGGCAGAAACAGAGUCCCCCUUCUGACAGCAGCCACAAUCCUGGAAUAUCUGUCCGGAUCAAGAUUGCUUCUCAAAGGCACAAAGAUCCAGAACUUACACCCAGCAGCAAGGAGCACCCUUCCUCUGCCUUUGGAAGGAUUAAGAAUGCCUAUGCUCAAGGGAUGGUUGACACUGCUUCUGUACCAGGCAUAGAACUUGGAGAAAAUCCUUGUUCUAUUCCGCAAAAUGCUGGCCCAAGAAUAACUCUGAAGCUUAGUAAAGAUAUACCCCACCAGUCAUCUUGUGCACCAGAAAGAUUUGCAGACAAGGCUGAGGCAACUUUGAUGUCAAAAUUGUGCAGCAGUUGCCCGCCCACAUUAGCAUUGCAAUUUAAAAAUCUUGUAGAGGACUGGAUUCCACCUCCAUUGGAGAGUGCUGGUUCUGAAGAGAAGGAAUGGCUAUUCCAGAGAAUGCUGAAUCACCAGCCCAUGGCUAAAAGAAUGGAACUUGGAAAUGUUUGCUUGAGUCAAGGAAAUCCAUCGCUUUGGCCAUGUGCUUGCCACUUACCCGAGGUUGAUACAUAUGCUUUACCAUUCACAAUACCAUUUUAGAAUUCACACUCCCAUUCUAGAACAAGAGAUGGGCAACCAAGGUGUAAAAGUUGGAGAAAACUAUUCUUGGUUGGGUGCUGAAUGUGUGAAGAUUCUGUUGCCAGCAUUCUACUUGCUCUCUCUCUGUCUUUGGAUGACUUGGCUUUCACAUGCAGUGUCCUGAGAAUGGAUUCUGUGGAGCAGGAUUGUUACAGAAGCGUUGAUAAAGAUCAGCAUGGGCUUUUCCACUAUUUUGUCGUUGGAAAAAUAUAUCGAAGCAUCACAUGUCCAAUUCUUUUGAGUAAUAUAAGCAAUUCAUUUUUACUAAACAGGUUUUCUUCUGCGCCUCCGAUUGCUUAAAUGUUCUCAGAUAUCUUCUGCCCUUACCGAAGACAGUCAAGUUAAGUUUAUGAUUUGUGACACAAAGGUAUCUUGGUACCAUGCCUAUUGCCUAGCCAAAACUUGACUAGUGGUCAGGGAUGAAGGUGCAAUUAGUUCUGAGUGUUGUAUGAGAGUGGAGUCUUACGCUCUGAUGCAUUAUUGGGAUGGUUAAUUGUAGGCAUAUGGCAGUUCUUCCCCCAUUGUAAAUUUGUAAUCAAAGAGAAAGGUAAAAAAAAAAAAAAAACAUUGCUAAUCCAAGCUGAUACCCGAGUGGAUUUAUGGGUGAAUUUAUCUGUAUAAUUCAAAUUAAAAAAAGUACUAGUAU
Molecule: messenger RNA, 1856 nt
Organism: Rubroshorea leprosula
Lineage: Eukaryota; Viridiplantae; Streptophyta; Magnoliopsida; Malvales; Dipterocarpaceae
Source: the annotation of a GenBank genome assembly